This is a messenger RNA of Cajanus cajan (pigeon pea), 1766 nucleotides long. Its product is annotated as Metallopeptidase M24 family protein. Gene Ontology annotation, molecular function: metalloaminopeptidase activity; manganese ion binding. The record is from RefSeq and is a predicted model, not a curated record. NCBI's taxonomy places the organism in Eukaryota, Viridiplantae, Streptophyta, Magnoliopsida, Fabales, Fabaceae.
GGUUAGCAACAGUUACAGUGUAAUGCAUCAGGGAUCGUCAUGGGUUCGUCUCUGUUACCUCCGAAGGUGAAGAUGGAGCUCCAUGUCAAAAACCGAAACAACCUUCUCACAUCGCUUCGUCAACACCUCUCCGAAUCCUCUCGUCCUCUCCAUGGCUUCGUCCUCCUUCAGGGUGGCGAAGAGCAAACGCGUUACGACACCGAUCACUUAGAGCUAUUCAGGCAGGAGAGUUACUUUGCUUACUUGUUUGGAGUCAAAGAGUCUGGGUUUUAUGGAGCUAUUGACAUCGCAACUGGGAAUUCUAUCCUAUUUGUUCCUAGGUUACCUGCUGAGUAUGCUGUUUGGAUGGGGGAGAUUAAGCCACUCUCCUAUUUUAAGGAACACUACAUGGUUAGCACAACUUGCUUUUCAGAUGAAAUUGCGAGUGUUUUGCAACAACAUUACCAGAGUUCGGGAAAACCAUUACUGUUCCUCUUGCAUGGCCUUAAUACAGAUAGUGACAAUUUCUCUAAACCAGCAGAGUUUCAGGGAAUUGAUAAGUUUGAUAAGGAUUUGACAACUUUGCAUCCUAUAUUGACUGAAUGCCGUGUCAUCAAGUCAGAGCUGGAAAUUGCUCUUAUUCAGUAUGCCAAUGAUAUAAGCUCUGAGGCUCAUGUUGAGGUUAUGAAAAAAACUAAGGUGGGCAUGAAGGAGUAUCAGCUUGAAAGCAUUUUUCUUCACCACACCUACAUGUAUGGUGGAUGUCGGCAUUGCUCCUAUACAUGUAUUUGUGCUACCGGUGAUAAUAGUGCUGUGCUUCAUUAUGGCCAUGCAGCAGCUCCUAAUGACAAGACUUUGGAAGAUGGAGACAUGGCGCUGUUUGAUAUGGGAGCUGAGUACCAUUUCUAUGGAUCUGACAUAACUUGUUCUUUCCCUGUAAAUGGAAAAUUUACAAGUGAUCAAUCUCUUAUAUAUAGUGCUGUGCUAGAUGCUCAUAAUGCCGUUAUAUCUGCAAUGAAACCUGGAAUAAACUGGGUUGAUAUGCACAUAUUAGCAGAAAAAGUGAUUCUGGAGUCACUGAAGAGGGGACACAUUAUAUUGGGUGAUGUUGAUGACAUGGUGGCUGCACGCUUGGGUGCUGUUUUUAUGCCACAUGGUCUAGGGCAUUUCCUUGGUAUUGACACACAUGACCCUGGAGGCUACUUAAAGGGCCUGGAAAGAAGAAAGGAACCCGGAUUAAAAUCUUUGCGGACAAUCAGAGAUCUCAGGGAAGGAAUGGUUAUCACUGUGGAGCCUGGAUGCUACUUUAUUGAUGCUUUGCUGCUUCCUGCCAUGAGUAGUCCAGAAACUUCCAAGUUCUUAAACCAGGAAGUGAUUAAUAGAUUUAAAGGUUUUGGUGGAGUCCGAAUCGAGAGUGAUGUGCUUGUUACUGCCGCUGGUUGCUACAACAUGACCAAGUGUCCCAGGGAAAUACGAGAGAUUGAGGCAGUGAUGGCAGGAGCCCCAUGGCCAGCCUAGAUAUCUACUCAUGUUGGAAAUGGAUUAGAAAUCCAAGUUUGGCUACAAUCAUCCUUGAAGUGAACAGGUCUGCAUCAAUUUCUAGUUUUUAUUGUUGUUGUUGUUUUAAAUAAAUAUUAAAAAGUAACUCCCACCCCACCCCUCGUUUUUUAAAUUCUCUUGGGACUAUACACUCUAAAUCCCCCCCUCCCCCCAAAAAAUGAGAUCCUCGAUGUUAGGCAUUAGAUAAUGUGAUCGCUAUCAAAAAUUUAAGGAAUAAGCAUUUCAAU